Messenger RNA from Beta vulgaris subsp. vulgaris (sugar beet), 1602 nucleotides. RefSeq lists its product as uncharacterized. The record is from RefSeq and is a predicted model, not a curated record. Lineage: Eukaryota; Viridiplantae; Streptophyta; Magnoliopsida; Caryophyllales; Amaranthaceae. The transcript is spliced from 9 exons. Bases 219 to 1481 code for a protein of 420 amino acids.
UCUGCAGAUCGAAAAUCUGACACGUGUAAAUCCAGAUUAUAUUGCACUAUGGUAUAUUUUACCUUAUACAGUAGCUGGUGAUUAUGGGAACAACUGAUACUGGGAUAUUUAUUUCUAUAUCAGGCUAUUCAUUCUGUCCUACAACUUACAAUCCUUACAACUCUCACCAAAUUUAGAGAUAGAGGACAGGGACCAGGAGACGAAAUAGAGAAGACGAAAUGGCCUUUCAAAGAUGGAGAUUUUUAGCUGAAAUUCUUUUAUUGUUUAGUUAUGUGUUCAUUUCUGCUUAUGUUGCACAAGGGAGAUAUAGCGAGAAGAACCAUGUUACAAACAUUAAUAGCAAGCUUAAGUUUCGCCGAAGACCUGCUCUCAAGAGCAUUCGGAGUUCAGAUGGAGACAUAAUUGACUGUGUUGACAUCUACAAGCAACCUGCUUUUGAUGAUCCACUAUUGAUGAACCAUACUAUUCAGAUGAGACCUAAUUAUAUUCCAGACCAAGACACCAUGGAUAUCAAAAAUAAGUCUUCAAGCAGGACAACACUACAGAUUUGGCGAAAAAAUGGAAGCUGUCCUCAAGGAACCAUUCCCAUUCGUAGAGUCAGAAAAAAGGACUUGUUAAGAUUCAAAAAUCUAGAAACUUUUUCUAAUAUGAAACAGACCCAUAGCAACCGUUCUUUGGUUAUCUAUAAUACCACUACUGCUGUCCUUGGUUAUCAACCAAAUCGUUCAGCUUCUAUACUAAUUGCAACAGUAACACACUAUGUUGGAGCCAAAGGUUUUUUGAAUGUAUGGAACCCAAGAGUGUCACCUGAUGAUUACACUUCUUCGCAAAUUUGGGCUUUAGCUGGCGGCGCAACUGACUAUGAAAGUGUGAAAUCCGGAUGGAUGGUAAACCCAAAGUUAUAUGGUGAUACACAGACGAGAUUCUUCGCGCAUUGGACUACAGAUGGAAACCAAAAGACAGGCUGCUAUGACCUUCUAUGCUCUGGGUUUGUCCAGACCAGUCAUGAGGUAGCUCUGGGUGCAGCAAUAAGUCCUUUAUCUUCUGAAGGUGGAACGCAAUAUGAGAUAGGAAUCCAACUCACCAUGGAUCCCAAAACUGGGAACUGGUGGCUACUAUACAAUGAUAAAUUCGACCUUGGCUAUUGGCCAAGGUCAUUGAUGGGCGACUAUUUGAGAUCCGGUGCGACAAUGGUUCAAUGGGGAGGAGAGGUUUAUAGUCCAAAUGUGGCACGGACUCCUCAUACAACUACAGGUAUGGGGAGUGGAAGCUGGCCACAAGGUCUGUUUGGAUAUGCAAGCUACAUUUCCCACAUAAGGUCCGUGGACUACUCUUACAGUUGGAGGUACCCUAAUUUCGUGGCUAUUCUAUCUGAUGAACCUGACUGCUAUGCUGCAUAUCAUUAUGUACCGGGAUUCAUGGAAGAACCUACACUCUUCUUUGGAGGCCCAGGAGGUUUUAGAAAUCCUAGAUGUCCAUAGGAGUGCUUAAGGUUUAUUUCAGGAAUAAAUAUGUACAAGUUUGCAUGCAGUUUUGUUAUUGAUCCAUUUAAUAUAAGGUUUCCCGUUUUUGGAAUGAUAAUCCAGGCCCCAAUUUCUCUUA